AUGGAAUACGAUUCUGUUUAAAAAAUAUAAGAGGAGCUGGGAUACUAUAGGAAAUAUUGUUAGUAGUUAGAGAAUUAAAAUGCAGCUUUAAACUAAUAGCUAUUUAAUAACAUUUCAGGGAAUGUCCUUAUAGUUCAGGAUGGGAAUUCGAACAACAUCAAAUAACAGGAAAAUAACCCCAACAAUCAUAAGGAAUGUGAAUAAAGACUAAAAUUAAUGGAGAGAUAAUUAAAACGAAAGUUGAUGGAAGAAUAGUUAUGGCUAAAAAGAUUUGAGGCUUAAUUAAAUGAAAUCAUUGAGUUAAAAGCAAUUCAUGCAUAAUAUAUUCAAGAGAGUGAGCUCGAAAAUGUUAAAAAGUCAAAGGAAAUGGAAAUAUUAAAUGAAGAAAUAGAACAAUAUAAAAAAUAGAUAGAAAUUUAUAAAUAGGAAGCAAAUUCAGAAAUCUAUUUAGAUGAAAUAAAAGAAAUGAGAAAACAAUUGGAAGCAUCUGAAAUUAAAUUGGAAUCAUUGACUAAAGAAUUGCAAAUUAAGGAUCAAUAAUUAUAUUAAAAAUAAGGAAAUGUUAAAUAGUCUCUAUUAUCAUUUAAGUAAAAAUUCGACAUUGAAUUAAAAAAUGAUAAUCUAAGCACUGAGCCAGAUAUAUCAAGUAAAAGUUUUUCUAAUAUUAUGCUAAGAGAUAUAUGAUUUUAUACUUAUAUUAACAAAAUAAAACUUAUACUUUUACAGAAUUA
Paramecium tetraurelia is the source of this 731-nucleotide messenger RNA. RefSeq lists its product as uncharacterized. The transcript is spliced from 3 exons. The record is from RefSeq and is a predicted model, not a curated record. Lineage: Eukaryota; Ciliophora; Oligohymenophorea; Peniculida; Parameciidae.